This is a messenger RNA of Charadrius vociferus (killdeer), 1086 nucleotides long. RefSeq names its product coiled-coil domain containing 91 (gene CCDC91). Gene Ontology annotation, biological process: Golgi to lysosome transport. The record is from RefSeq and is a predicted model, not a curated record. The annotation marks the transcript as partial. The transcript has 10 exons. Lineage: Eukaryota; Metazoa; Chordata; Aves; Charadriiformes; Charadriidae. Gene Ontology annotation, cellular component: trans-Golgi network.
AUGGACGAUGAUGACUUUGGAGGAUUUGAGGCAGCAGAGAGUUAUGAAUUUGGAAAUGGUGAAAAGCAGGCAACAUCCCCUGCUAUUGCUUGGGCAGCAUUUCCUACAGUAUCUGAAGUCAAUAUAUCUCCUGAUGUUCUUCUGGAGCACUCUGUGCCUUCUUCCUGCCUGGUUCCUUCUGACUCAUUCAGUUUAUCAGGUGAUAAUGUGGUAACAUCGAUUCAAACAGCUAACAAUGUUAUAAACUCAGCUGUUCCUGAAGAACAGAUUCAAGCACAUACUCCAGUUACCUCUUCGAAUGUAAUUGAAGACAAGACUUUAGUUACGUCAACCGUUGCUUUGAUUGAUGCUGAGACACAGAGAACAAAUGAACCGAAGAGCUACCUUCAACAAGCUGUUACAAACCUAGAAAUCAAGCUUUGCACUGUUGAAGAAGAAAAACUAAAAAUUAAACAGGAAUUGGAAUAUUUACUGGAAAAACAUAGUAUUCUAGAAAUGGAUUUCCUGAAGGAAAAAAAAGAAAAAUUAAUUUCACAUCAAGAUCAUUACAAGACGGUCCAGGAAAAGCAUAAGCAGGAGUUAGAAGACAUGAGAAAAUCUGGACAUGAAGCCUUGAGUAUUAUUGUUGAAGAAUUCAAGGCACUGCUACAAUCUACAGUUCAACAACAAGAAGCAGCUAUUGAAAAACAGUAUAUAGUAGCAAUUGAAAAACAUUCUCACAAAUGUGAAGAACUUCUUAAUGCUCAGCAUCAGCGCCUUCUCAGCAUUUUGGAAGCAGAGAAGGAAGUGUUAUCAGAAAAGAUAGAAGAAGCUUUGAUGCAGCAGUCAAAAAAACACAAGGAAGUGCUUGAAAAAUGUUUGGAUGAAGAAAGACAAAGAAGUAAGGAGGCUAUGGCAGCUGCUGCAAAGGCUGAAAAAGAAGUAGUGCGGGAGGCUGUUCUGAAAGCAGUAGAGGAGGAGAGGAGAAAUAUGGAAAAGAUUCAUGCAGAAGAAAGAAAAAUGUGGGAAGCAGAGCAUGACAGACAUAAAGAGAAGAUUGACCAGGCUGUUUGGGAAGCCAUGCAAGAGCAAAAGCAGCAUAAUCAA